Molecule: messenger RNA, 120 nt
Organism: Fusarium verticillioides 7600
Lineage: Eukaryota; Fungi; Ascomycota; Sordariomycetes; Hypocreales; Nectriaceae
Exons: 2
Coding region: 1-120 (39 amino acids)
Source: RefSeq, a predicted model, not a curated record
AUGACAAGGCCCCGUGUCAACCAGAAGGCGCUUUCCUCAUAUGGGUACUGUCGCUUGAUUCCUGUCUACAAGCUUCGCCAAGGGAAAGAGGCGAACAAGUCUAUCUGCCAUGAGAAGUGA